This is a messenger RNA of Zasmidium cellare ATCC 36951, 594 nucleotides long. RefSeq lists its product as uncharacterized. The coding region runs from base 1 to 594 and encodes 197 amino acids. Gene Ontology annotation, molecular function: voltage-gated proton channel activity. The transcript has 2 exons. NCBI's taxonomy places the organism in Eukaryota, Fungi, Ascomycota, Dothideomycetes, Mycosphaerellales, Mycosphaerellaceae. Gene Ontology annotation, biological process: proton transmembrane transport. The record is from RefSeq and is a predicted model, not a curated record. Gene Ontology annotation, cellular component: plasma membrane.
AUGAGCACAGAGGAACACCGACCUCUCCUGCCCUCAGAUCAUGCACGCGUCCGCUAUGCCUCCGAAGUGACGACGUCAGCGCGAAGGCAGACGAGACAGUUCUUGACGUCCAAGACGGGCCAUUACGCCGUGCUGUUGCUCGUCUCGUUUGACGUCAGCUGUGUGUUUGCCGACUUGAUCAUCACGUCGUUGGCGUGUGAAGGGCAUGUAAAGAAGGAUGACGCUUCCCGAGUGACCGAAAUACUGGGCAUAGUCAGUUUGGUCUUCUCAUGCCUCUUCAUGCUCGAACUCCUAGCCAGCAUCUGGGCAUUCGGACUAUCCUUCUUCAAGUCAGCCUUCCAUUGCCUCGACGCUGUAGUAAUUAUCGCCGGCUUGGUCAUCGACAUUCUUCUCCGAGGUACCUUGGAAGAGAUCGGCUCCAUCGUCGUGGUCCUCCGUCUCUGGCGAGUCCUCAAGAUCAUCGACGAGCUCAGUGCAGGCGCUGCGGAACAGAUGGAACCUCUAUCUCAACGGAUCGAAGCCUUGGAGAAGGAGAAUGGGGAGCUAGAGAAGGAAAUCGGGGAGCUGCGAAGACAGCAGCAGCAUUCAGUGUGA